Motacilla alba alba is the source of this 4771-nucleotide messenger RNA. It is a transcript of the gene CCR10, whose product is annotated as C-C motif chemokine receptor 10. The record is from RefSeq and is a predicted model, not a curated record. Gene Ontology annotation, cellular component: membrane. The coding region runs from base 1598 to 2650 and encodes 350 amino acids. Gene Ontology annotation, molecular function: C-C chemokine receptor activity. Gene Ontology annotation, biological process: immune response; G protein-coupled receptor signaling pathway; chemotaxis. NCBI's taxonomy places the organism in Eukaryota, Metazoa, Chordata, Aves, Passeriformes, Motacillidae. The transcript has 2 exons.
AGUGCACCAGGAGUUCUGCUGUCAGGAGUUGGGGACAUUGGCACCCUCCCUCCUGGCCCCCAGACGUGGCAGUGCCCACAGGUCCAUCGCCACGAGGGGCACAGCCCACCUGGCCUUAUCCUGACACCCCGGGGAAGCUGCCUGCUCUGGCCACAGCCCCGCGUCCUGACCCUGUGCUGGCUCAGAUCUGUGCCAGCCCCAACAGGGACAUGUAGAAUCCCUGCUCUCCACCCACAGCUAGCUGUAGGGCCAGCACUGGCCCCAGGACCCUCCUCCCUCCCCUUCUCCCAGGAUGCAGGGUGCAGGAAGGCACCCCCAGAGCCAGCAUGGGGCAGAGAUCUGCAGUUAGCAUCCCUGCACUGCAGAAAGAGCAGGAGAGGGGGAAGAGACCCUCCAGCAAAGAGCCUGGGGACCCCCUGGAGGCUGGGGCACGUGUCCUGGCUGCUCUUCAUCCAGCAGCUCCACAGCCCCACAGUGAGCAGCCAGGACCCUGUACCCGUCUGGAGGCAGCAGGAGGGCCGAGGGCAGAGUGGAGAUAAGCCACGGCAAAGACAGCUGUAGCUGGGAGAAAGGGGGAUUGAGGGAUUAUGGCCAGGAGCCCAUCAAAUCUAGGGAUCAAUCUUCUCCCUCCUGAGGAGAGGAAAUGGGGCCUCUGCCCCACAGGAACUAAUCUGCUUUUUAAUGAGGAGCUGGGAAUUGUGUUGUCAACAACCAGCAACACGCCUGCCCAGCACUGUGGGGACGCAGCGCCAGGCUGGGAGCCCUGGGUGAGUGGUAUGCCCUGCACCAGCAGCCACCCCAGCUUCUGGAACCAUCACGUUUGCCAUCAGGAGAAGACAACCCUAGACCAGACUGGGCUCUGCUGAUCCUGCUGCAGGAGCACCCUGCCUGUGCCCAGCUCAAUGCCAGCCCACAGCAGCUCCCACUCCAUUCACUGGCCCCAUUCUCUCUGGUCCUGCAGAAGCCAACAAUAGCCCUGGGGUGGGCUGGGGUCUCCCGCGUGGGCUGGAUGCCCUCGGCCAGACCCUGCUCCCCUGGGUGGGUGCUCCCAGGUUUGGCCUGCACACGCGCACGGCAGAGACUGAGCAGAGCUGCUAUUUCUGUCCCCAGCAUGCAGAUGUAAAAGAUGCACCAACAAAAGAUUCAUUACAGCUCCAAAGUGGGGUCGCACCUGCCACCUGGGGCUUGCCUUCCUCCCCAGGGCUGGGCCUUGCUCUGCGCCGUUCUCGGUAUCGGGAGCGGCACGUGGUCAAACCACAGGUUAGAAAGCUGAGACACCGACAGCUUCAGACCCAGCAGCCCGGGGAAAGGCUCCGCUGUGCAAUCAUGGAGCAGACGCUGCUCAGGAAGCAUGUGGUUGCUCUUGCAACGACCGAGCACCUCGAACCUCCUGCUGCUGCGCGGUGGGUGUGAGACGACGGAAACAAACCCCGCACGUAGGGCAGGGACCCGGGCUGGGCUCCCAGGGGUGAGGCUGGGUGGAGAAGGGCUGCCCUGGGUGUGGCUCUGCACCUAGUGGCCAGGCCACCCCUGCCGAGCCCUCCUCACUCAGCCUCCCUCUGCACAGGUGACUCCCAGCCCCGACCCAACAGAGCUGAUGGCCACCACUGACUUCUACCCCUGGGAGGACGAAUACUUGAGCGAGGCCAGCAUGUUGCCCGAGCUCUGUGAGAAGCAGGCAGUACAGGGCUUUGCCCGCACCUUCCAGCCUGCCGUGUACCUGCUGUUCUCACUGCUGGGCACAGUGGGGAACGGGCUGGUGCUGCUGACGCACACCCGCUACCGCCAGGCACACAGCGUCACCGAUGUCUGCCUCCUGCACCUCGCUCUGUCCGACCUCCUGCUGCUCCUGACGCUGCCCUUCGCCAUCAGCGACACGCUGCAGGGCUGGUCCCCAGGCACAGCCGCCUGCAAGGCGCUGCAGGGUCUCUACGCCCUCAACUUCUACAGCGGCUUCCUUUUCCUCACGGGCAUCAGCGUGGAUCGCUACGUGGCCAUCGUGCGGGUGCCGGUCGCCUGCCGCCUGCGCCCACGGGCUCGCCGCCUCGGCUGGCUGACAGCGGGGCUGGCCUGGCUGCUGGCCACGCUGCUAGCCCUGCCCCAGUUCAUCUACGGCCAGGCAGAGCAGCACCAGGACCUCCGGCUCUGCCGCGUCGUCUUCCCCCGUGUGGUCUCACGGGCAGCCCGCGGGGCCACCAACGUGCUGCAGGUGCUGCUGGGCUUCGCGGUGCCGUGCCUGGUGAUGACCAGCUGCUACGCGGCCGUGGCACGGACGCUGCUGGCGGCCCGCGGUGCGCAGCCCCACCGGGCGCUGCGGGUGCUGCUGGCCCUGGUGCUCGUGUUCGUGGCCCUGCAGCUGCCCCACAGCGUGAUGGUGCUGCUGGACGCGGCCGAGCUGCUGGCCAGCUGGGAGAUGAGCUGCGCCCAGAGCCGCCGCAAGGACCUGGCGCUGCUGGUCACCGGCGGGCUGGCGUACCUGCGCUGCUGCCUCAACCCCCUGCUCUACGCCUUCCUCGGCCAGCGCUUCCGCCGGGAGCUGCGCCUGCUCGCCAGCGACGCCGGCUGUGUGGGGUCCCCCGACCCGCGCCGCUCCGGCCGCCACGGUCCCCGCCGGCGGACAUCGCUCUCCAGCGGCUUGGACGUGAUGUAGGAGCACGGUGCCUCGGGGUUCGGUCCCUCCGCGACUCCCCGGGGACAGCCCCGUCCGUGCGCAGAGCUGCCCCCGUGAGCACCGGGACGCGGGCGGCGGCGGACAAUCCGCCUGCACACGGCCGGGCAGAGGGGAGAGCAGCCCCGCAGCGCCGGCGUGCCCUGCGAGCGCCACCCGCGGGGCUGCGGUCCCCGCAAAUGCCACGCGUGUUUCAGGGGAAGCCUGCAGUGUCACGGCGCCGUGACACGCAACGUUUCGCGUGCUCUGGGGGUCCGGGCGGUGCCGGUGAGCCGGCUCGGUGGGUGCAACACUGGGGCCAGGCAGGCAGCUGGUCCCCACUCUCACAAUAAACCCCGAACGAGUCCCGGAGGGCGAGCGCGGUGGUUUUGCGGGGCCGGGGGCGGCUCCUUGGCCACCGGCACCGGCGGGCGGUGCCUGCAGGAGGCAGCAGAAGCUUGCGCUUCCUGCUCGCCCUCUGCUCGUCCCCGCCGCUGGAGGGACACGGAGCCCCCGGACAGGGGACAGCAGAGACACCCCGCCCCGGAAAAACCCUCCUUGGUUCCUGCACCCCAGGGCGGGGGCAGAGGGAGGUUUGUCUCCCCUCCUUACUCCCCCCACGAGCUCCUGUGCCACGGCACAUCCCGGCCCAGAGGCUCUGCGGCACCAGGGCGCUGCGCUGGGGCUGGCCCGGCCCGGACACGUGGCGACCAACACAUCACCAGGGGCUAGGACAUGGCGAGCGACACUUGUCCCACGGGCUGGCACAUGGUGCCAUGGGCCGGCAGCGCUGGGGCCAUGUCCCGCUCACCAGGCCUGGCUAAGGAAACGCUCCACAGUGCCGGGAACAGGACUGGGCUCGGCUGUGGUGCAGCUGCUCGUGGAGCCUCCCAGCAGAGCUGGGCAGGCAGGGCAGCACCUCCCGGUCCUGCCGGGGCUGGAGGCUACUUCCUGUUCAGCCCCUGCUCCGUUUGGGAUUAGCCCAGGGCUCGGCUGGAAGAAGCCGUUCUAGAAGCUUCACCUGCAGGUUACUGCUGACUCAGCAGCCGCAGAGGCGGGGUGAUGGGCCUCUGUCCCCCUCGGUGGGGAUCGAGAGCCAGAUUCGGGCAGUUCUUGGCCAGACAGCACAGCUGCCCCUGCUGCCCGCCCAGCCUGUGGUCUAGGGUGGUCCCGCUCCAGUCCUCUGAUCCCCCACAGCCGGUGGGCUCUGCUGGAUGCUCGUGACUGGCCUGGCUGCACAGGCGGCCCCGCACCAGGGGCUCAGCCCCAGGCACGAUCCAGAGCAGGCUGCGUGGGAGGGGAGCUGGCAGCCGGAGCUUCCUGCCUGCGCAUCCCAGCAGCCAGGCUCCCAGGGACGGCCGUGACCCAACAGCUGUAGCACAGCCAGCGCCUUAACUCCUGGGGCUUCGGGAGUGGGGCCAGGGCCUGGACGCUGCCAUGGCACCCAUGGCUUGAGGGUGCCGCAGACCCCCUGCACUGGGCCGAGCCCAGGGCUGAGCUGAGCCACACGGCUGUGGCACCGCGUGUGAGCCCACCAUGAACGCCUUCCACCAGCUCCUUUGUGGAAAGUCGCGACGAGGGCCUGCAGGACAGGCCUGCCCGGGCAGGGUGCCCUCCUGCCCAUGGUGCCCUGCUGCCCACGGUGCCCUCCUGCCCGAGCACCGAGCCCAUGGUGCUCUCCUGCCCACGGUGCUCUCCUGCCCGAGCACUGAGCCCAUGGUGCCCUCCUGCCCAUGAUGCCCUCCUGCCCACGGUGCCCUCCUGCCUGAGCACUGAGCCCACGGUGCCCUCCUGCCCACGGUGCCCUCCUGCCCACGGUGCUCUCCUGCCCGAGCACCGAGCCCACGGUGCCCUCCUGCCCGAGCACUGAGCCCACAGUGCUGCCCGCUGCCACCAGCUUGGCACCACACCGGGCUGAGUCGCUGCGCUGGGCCAGGCGCCAGGAGCCAGGGCAGCGCACGAUGCGGGUACCGCAGGGCAGGGCAGGGCCCGUGGCCGGUGCCGGUGCCCACACCGGGCGCAGGCGGUGCUCAGCGACGGUGCUCCCGUGAGGCGCCGAGGGUAGCCGGUGCACCCCGCCGGCGGCGGCUCCGGGAGCAGCGGCCGCUCCGCAGCCCGGCCGCG